Molecule: messenger RNA, 824 nt
Organism: Punica granatum (pomegranate)
Lineage: Eukaryota; Viridiplantae; Streptophyta; Magnoliopsida; Myrtales; Lythraceae
Source: RefSeq, a predicted model, not a curated record
AACUCAUCAUCACCCCUCGCGAACCCUAAUCCACUCCACUUCUAAUACCCUAAUCUCCGUCUUGCUCCUCUUCCACCCGCCGGUGCUGCUGUUAGCCCCCUCUACCUGCCUGAAGCUCUGCCUGCGAGGUUGCAGCACUUGCCACCAUGGACGCUCAGACGGAGAAGGCAUUUUUGAAGCAGCCGAAGGUGUUCAUCUGCUCGCAGAAGUCGGGCAAGGGUAAGAGACCCGGAAAGGGUGGAAACCGAUACUGGAAGAGCGUCGGUUUGGGAUUCAAGACCCCCAGAGAUGCUAUUGAAGGUACUUACAUUGACAAGAAGUGUCCAUUCACUGGCAAUGUUUCCAUCAGGGGUCGUAUCCUUGCCGGUACUUGCCACAGUGCUAAGAUGAUGAGGACCAUCAUUGUCCGUCGAAACUACCUCCACUUUGUGAAGAAGUACCAGAGGUAUGAGAAGCGGCACUCGAACAUUGCAGCCCACGUCUCCCCGUGCUUCCGUGUCAAGGAGGGGGAUCAUGUUAUUAUCGGCCAGUGCAGGCCAUUGUCGAAGACCGUGAGGUUCAAUGUGCUGAAGGUGAUUCCAGCUGGGUCGUCAGGCGGAGGCGGUAAGAAGGCAUUCACAGGAAUCUGAGCUCAAUGUGUCGCACUUUUUUUUUCCCCUCCCCCUCUUUUGGUCUUAUAUCUCGAGUAAUGUCUUAGAUUGAACAAUUUUCAGUUCAGAUGCUUCCCUCUAUUGUAUUUCUAAUGACAUAACACCGUCCGGCAUCAAGAUUUUGUAUGACAGUAUCCUCUUAAUUUGUCAAUUUGAGGAGUAGAUUUCUGGCAA